CUGCAUCACUUCCUGCACAGGGGAGAGAGGCGCGAGCAGUGAUGAGUGGGCAGACCAGCGUCACGCAAGAUAGCAAAUCUGGACUUGCCAUGCUUAUGAAACAACAACUGUCACAUCCUCUGAGCUGCACCCGUUUCCCACGCCAGCAAAAAUCCAUGCAACGCUGCUUUUGAGAGAUGAAAAAUCAUACAGCUGCUUACUGCCAGUUUUAACGAUGACAUGGCGCGCAGCCAUUAGACUGUUGUGUAAGAUUAUGUAGAGAACUGGAGAGAAGACUUCAGUGUUUAUAGAAGUAUGAGAGAAGGCACGGUUCUGGUUCCUGGGUGGAGAUAGCUGGAGGGUAAUACAGUGGCACUGAUCAGCACAUAUCAUAUCCUUUCUGGCAGCAGAUUCUGGAUCCCUCCAUUUCAUCCAGUUUCCCUCACCCUGCAUACAUGCACCUGCACGGUCAUUCAGUGUCCAAGUACAAGGCUGAUUAAUAAGUUGUGCAGGGUUGUACUCAUCAAAACCUUUUGUACUCUUGCCUCUAGUGGCGGGGGGGUCAGUCAGUGUAAAAACAUCUGGCUUGAUUUGCUCCAGAUGUUCAUUUUUCUUCGCUAUUUAACAGUUUUUGAGGCAAGUUGUGCUCUGUUACAUCGCUGUCUGAAUGAUACCUGAAGGAAAUUAAACGAAACAAGUAUUUUCCCCUUUAAAACCAAACACUUUUGGCAUGCUGAUCCCAUGAGUAUUCUUUCAGCACCCGAGUAGAUAACUCCACCCCCACUCUGCCCUAAAUGCACAACGACUGCAAUUGUGGCGUUGUUUGGAUCCUCCACCAACAUGUUUUUCUAGACUGCAAUGCUUUUUGUGCACACAGUAAAGUUCAGGAUACUUAGUCUGAGCCAGCCAUUCAAGGGAUCUACAACCAUCUCUGACGCCCUGGGGAGAGGGGACAUCCAGCCCCAGCUGGACAGCGCUGUGCAGGAUGUCAACGACAAGUACCUGCUGCUGGAGGAGACGGAGAAGCAGGCGGUGCGGAGGGUGCUGGUGGAAGAACGCGCGCGCUUCUGUGGCUUUGUCUCCAUGCUCCGGCCUGUCGUGGACGAGGAGAUGUCCAUGCUGAGUGAGAUCAUUCAUCUUCAGACCAUCGCAGAUGACCUCAAAACUCUGACCAUGGACCCCCACAAACUUCCCCCAGCGAGUGAGCAGGUGAUCCAUGACGUGAAGGGCUCAGAUUACAGCUGGUCUUACCAGACUCCUCCUUCCUCACCAAGCACUACCAUGUCCAGGAAGUCCAGUAUGUGCAGCAGUCUGAACAGUGUGAACAGUAGCGAUUCGCGUUCCAGCGGCUCACACCCUCACUCCCCCUCCACCCACUAUCGCUACCGUAGCCCCGCCCUGACGCAGCCGCCACCCGGCAGACUUGCCAGCGUCUCCUCGCACGACUCCGGCUUCGUCUCGCACGACGCCUUCCAGUCCAAGUCACCCUCGCCCCUGCCCCCUGACCCGGCCCCACAGCAUACAGCCUCCAGCUCUGGCUCAUCGGACGCCUCCGAGACGUGUCAGUCCGCCAGCGAGUGCAGCUCUCCCGCAUCCCUUGGCUCGGUCGGAGCCGCCGCCGCCUCCUCUGAAAAGUUGUCCAACGGCUUCGACCGCUACGUCCUGGGAGAGCCCGCCUACCCCUUCCUCCCCCCUUCUUCCUCCAUCUCCUCUUCAUCCUCGUCCUCGUCUUCCACCCUGAGGUCGUGGUCGCGGCCAGGCUCUGUGCUCCUCCCAGACUACCCCCUUUACUGCGCACUUGGCUCUGGCGUACUGCCCCCCUCCUCCAAGGUCCCCAGCUGGAAGGACUGGGCUAAGCCAGGUCCAUAUGAUCAGCCCAUGGUGAACACACUGAGGAAGAGGAAGGAGCCCAGGGAGGUUUCGGAUCACUGUGGCCCCGGGCCCUAUUACCAGCUGCCACAGGCAGCCUCCUUCCCCGAGGACGGACCCAAGACCAGGAGCGCCUUAGUAACACCAAAGGUGAUGAUGGAAGAGAUGGAAGCACGUGAAGAGCUGGCUCUGGCUCUGUCUCGUGGGCUGCAGCUGGACACUCAGCGCUCCAGCAGGGACUCCCUCCACUGCUCCAGUGGCUACAGCACUCAGACCACCACUCCGUGCUGCUCCGAGGACACCAUCCCCUCUCAGGGUACAUGCGCAGUGUCUGACUAUGACUAUUUCUCGGUGACUGGCGACCACGAAGUGGACCAGCAGGACUUUGACAAAUCCUCCACCAUCCCGCGCAACAGUGACAUCAGCCAGUCUUACCGCAAGCUGUUCCAAGCCAAGCGUCCCGCGUCCACAGCCGGCCUGCCCUCCACGCCCGGCCCCGUCAUCGUCACGCCCGGGGUAGCCACCAUCCGCCGGACCCCCUCCACCAAACCUUCCGUCCGGAGGGCAAUGCCCGGUAUCGGUCCCAUCCCCAUCAAAACGCCCGUCAUCCCGGUCAUGACCCCAACUGUGCCUGACGUCACGGGGGGCAUCCGGACCCCCGGGGAGGAGGGCGAGCAGCCAGCCAGCCCUGGUUCGCCCACCCUGGAUGAGGACUCAGAACAAGAGGCUGCCCUGCCCGUGGCCUCCUGGAGCGGCCAGGCCUCCACCAAUCCCCCUCUGCCCCUGGGGCAGCAGGUGUUGGGCCUGGAGGCACUGGAUGGGGAGCUGGAGGAAGACGAGGAUGAGCUGGACCUGGCCGAGCCACAGGGAGACACCAUGCUCCUCGCCAUCCGGCGCGGUGUCAAGCUGAAGAAGACGAUGACCAACGACCGAUCCGCACCGCGCUUCGUAUAGGAGGACAGCGACAGUUCUUGUAACUUUAUUAAGCUUCAUUUAAGAUUCAUUGUGACGUCGUUGUGGGUUUCACUACGCCGGUGGUCUGUCAGCCUCUGCUUUGUCCAGCUUCAUGUGGGAUGCACAGAGGGACUCGAUCCCCUGGAUGGCCUCUGCAGAAUGUCGCAAACCAAUAUGGAGAGACAACACAUGGCAAAAAGGACAAUACCUUUCCUUGUUGUAUACCCCGUGUAGAAUUGUCACUGUGGCCUCUUUGAACUUGCCAGCUCUCCCUCGCUCUCUCUCUCUCAUGCUACUAUUUUCUGCAGUCUUUCCCCUUCCACUCUCUUGAGGUGCCAAAUUGUGCCGUGUUGUGUGUUAUGUUCUGACUGCUCUGCGGAUGAGACGAGGCCUUGGCCGGACAUCCCCCCACCCAUACCUCACUCUCGUCCCACUCAGCAGUGACGCCGCAGGGCCUCCUGACUUCUUGACUGCUCAGGUGCAGCUGCUGUCAGCCUGCUAUUUCAAAGCAAUACUCUGCAUAAAUCUGCAUAACACAAGUUUCCUAUGUGCCAUGAAGAAUCAGUACAUGACUCUCUACAGAGAGACUAAGUGUUCAUCCUGGGAGCAAUGAAGUAAUGAAGGCUUGAAGAAACCAUGCAGCGAGUCAGAGGCGCGUGUCAAAGGCCGGUUUAUUUUCUUAUGUUCAGACUGUUUUACGUUUCAAGAGAAAGUACUUGUUUUUAAUGUGUGUUCUUAUGCACAUAUAUCACAAAUGCAUGUCACCUUUCCCCUUGAUAAGUUGGCUGAUUUAAAUCUUUUUACACCGUCAGUAAUAUAUAUUAAGUUAAACUCAUAAGCGGUUUAAAGGCAUCGAUUUCUUAGUUCUUUGUAAAAAUCUAUUAAGCUUUUAGAAAUCAGGGCCCUGAGGGAAUAGUUUAGUGAUGAGCACAAGCCCUUUUACAGUGUGUACAGAAAUGUAAAUAAUGACGGGGUAAUCGGUGACCCACCACCUUUUAAUUUAUUCACCUGCUCAGUUCUCUGAUUUGCUCUGUCAGAUCUGGUUCUUUCAUGUAUGUAUGCUGUGAAAUAUGUUGUAUUUUAUGUUAAUACGCUGAUUUAAUUGCCCUUAAAAAAAAGUGUGCGCGAGCACACAUGCAUACACACACUUUCACCCACUGUCUGGUUGUUCUCGCAUUCAUAAGCAGGGUCCACUGUUGUCGGCGAUGGUAUGCAGGGCUGCCUCAGGAGCACUGCUAACCUUGGAGAGCAUGUUUGGGGGGGGGCUGUUGCAGACAUCUGAAGUAACACGUCAGCUAAGCUGCAUACAAUCUGUGUACGACCACAGAACAUCUGGAGAGCUCGUCAGUGGGUCGCUGGCGGUGCUCCCACCUCGCUGUGGUGUCGAGCAUUACAACAACCACUUUCUUGUUUAGCAUUGCUCUCCAAGCACGAAUGCUGACUCGCUGGUUUGGAGCUUACCUGCAUAAAAUUAUACCAGGGUUCACACUUUCAAAAUAUCAAAGUAGAAUUUUGUAUGGGCUCUGAAAACUGCCUGUCACUCAAAAUGUAUCCAUGGGAACAAGCAGAAAUGGCCUGGACCCUGUCCUCCAUUGCACACGUCUGUAUCUCUUCUGCUUACGUUGUUCUCCCACACCACUGUGUAUGUUAAUUCUUUGAUUUUUGACUUAAUCUGCUGGAAUUUCCAUAAACGUGCAGCUAAAUGAUUGAUUUUGUCUGCUUAGAACAGUAGUGUAAAACAAAUUCAUUGUCAUCUGUGACUUGUGUAAUUAAUCUUUAGUUAAUGAUUAUUUAAAACAGGUGGUCUGUUUUCUGUUCUUCCUCAUUGUUGUAUUGAACUGUGGAACAUUUGUGUUCGUUUUAGAUGAAUCCACAUAGAAAAAAAAAAAACACCACUACUUAGCUUCUCCUGCUGGUGCUAAAAUCGCUGUGUGCGAUACAGAAGCUAUAUACAGUUCUCAGUCGCAAACCAUCAGUUGAACCAAUUGAAAGAUACUGCUGUAAAACUGCCAUUUACACACAGCACCUGUUGGCUGGUUAGCCACAGUGCUUUGGUACUUGCCUUAGUCUGUUGGUUGUCAAGGGUUAGAUUAAAGCUAUGAUCAGUAAGUUUUACAGCUAAAUUGUAAACUACCCAAAGUUAAGCUCUUGAUUUACACAUCAAAAUGUUAUUUUUCUGGGUGGUGGAUUGGGACACAUGAGGUCAAAAUCAGCUACUGAAUGAAUAAUAACCAUCUAAAUGAAAGCUUGUUUUAAGAAAUCAAAGAGGCUCUUGCUUUAUUGCAUAUUUCUCCAAAAACUAUAACAAAAGUAAAAUUAAAUAAACUGGCUUUGAAAAAUCCAACCCUAAAACAUCCUGACCUUAGCUUUUAAAAUACAUGUAUUGGCUAUGUUUUAAAUAGCACUCUAAAUUGGCAGUUUGGUCAUUAUUCCUAUACAGAGUAGUGUUAAAAACAUGGGACACAAACCUCAUCACCACCCCCGUCCAUACGUCUGUGGACCAAUCCAUUAAACUGUAUUAGAAACCACAUGUGCAAUAUUCUGAAAUUACUUUAUAACUUGGUGGAUACUUGUAUGCAUAUGAUGCUAUAAACCUGUAGGUAAAAGCUGUUUCAAUAUUGUCUGCAUAUAGGCAGUUGAAUAGCUGUGUACAGCUAGAGAACAUCUAUGGCCCUUUUUUUAGUCUGCCAAAGUCUAUGUAUACUAAAUGCUUGGGUUUUUUUCCUUCUCUCUCCCUUCAUAUUGCAGAGGACGAUAAGUAAUGUGGGUCAUCCAUGACUUUAUUUAAAAUAUAGCGUAGUUUAUACUGAGAGGUGACCCGUUUUCCUGUGCUAUUACACUAACUUUGUAUUGUUUUCCAGUAUAAUGACUGCUUCAGCAUACAUUAAAGACAAAGCACAUUGA
Messenger RNA from Electrophorus electricus (electric eel), 5706 nucleotides. The record is from RefSeq and is a predicted model, not a curated record. Lineage: Eukaryota; Metazoa; Chordata; Actinopteri; Gymnotiformes; Gymnotidae.